This is a messenger RNA of Yamadazyma jaroonii, 1938 nucleotides long. The record is from the annotation of a GenBank genome assembly. Lineage: Eukaryota; Fungi; Ascomycota; Pichiomycetes; Serinales; Debaryomycetaceae.
AUGAAAUGUGAUGAACAAUUACCAAUUUGUCAAAAUUGUAUUAAAAGUCAUAGAAAAUGUUAUAGAGGGGUUCGAUUGAACUUUAUUCAAUAUAGUUUUUACGAUCCAAAAAAUCAGUAUACAACCAAAAAUUUCGAAAUUUUAGAUCAAUCAAUUACCAUUGCCAAAAUAUAUAACGGUAAGAGAUUUUAUAAACCGUAUCUUAAACUACAUACCAAAGAAGAUUUAGAAAAGAGUGAUGAGAUAUUUCAAAGAGAUAAUGAAAUUGCUGGGAACUUUCAAAUUGAUGAUGACAAGAGGGAAAAGUUAAUUGGUAGUAUAAGCGGAACCACUUCCGCUGCUGCUGCUACUAGAGCCACGGCGGCAAUAAGAGAGACCAUGGUUGAAACCAUAACAUCCAAUUAUGAUGGCAAUUCCAAUGGCAAUUAUGAAAAGUUCGAUUUACCUCAUAAAGAAGAUAUACCGAAGGAUCAUAAUGAUUUAACUUCUUCUGAACUACCUCAAAGUAGUAUGGAAGAUAUUCAUGGAAAUAGAGUUAAUAGAGAUAAUGAUUCAUCUAAAGAUGAUUUUUUCGACAAGUUUGAUGAAUUUUGGACAGAAUCAUCCAAUUUCUUGAAUGAAGAAAAUAUCAACAAUUUCAAUUUCAAUCCUGUUGAAAACUUUAGUAUAUCCAAUUUUCUUUUGAAACCAAAAUAUCAAAUCAAGUUACCCAACAAUUUGAAAAAUUCCAAAUUAAUUUUUGACAAUCCCAAUUUCCAAUUCAACAUCAAAGCAUUUAUUAAACUUAUUGACAGUGAAAAGUAUUAUUGGUUAUUGGACUUGUUCAACGAUUUAGAUAUUUGGAAGAAUUUAAUCCCCAAUUAUUGUCUUCAUUUAAUUAAUGAAGGUGACGACAAUGAAAACAACAACAUGGUUAAUGGAACUUUCUUGAUCAAUUGUCUCUUGAAUUGUUCCAAAGAUAAUAUUAGAGAUGGAACUGACUUCCAAAUCCUUCUUAACCAUCAAUUGCAUUAUUACGAGUCUAUUAAAAACAAAAUUGUUUCGGUUGAAAAUUUUAAAAUAUUUGAAAUUCUUCUCGUUUCAAUAGUGUUAUUCUUGUUCAACAUUUUGAAUAAAUUCAUCUUGAAAAUUGCUGACGAAAAGGUUAUUAAUAUCUUCAACAACCAAAUCAAAUUAUUCAAUAAGUUGGUUUUCAAAUUUUUCAAAUUAUCAAAUUUGAAAUAUAAGAAAUUCAAGUCAAUCAUAUUUUUAAGUUCCGUCCAAUCCAUAAUGAUCUUGAAAUACUUGAUCGUCAAAAACUUUGAAUUACAACCAGAGCUUACACAAGACUUGGAUCAAGUUUCUCACCCCAUUGAUAACAAAUCAUCAACAACUACAGAUUCAAAAUCCCUUACAGAACAUUCCGACCCUCACAGACAAACGAACAUCGAUGACAGUUUAGAAAAUAUUGACUCUCUUAACUGGACAGAAGAUCUUAACGAAGAAAUUAAUUAUGAGACCAACGACAAGCAAAUCAUAAAAAAAUUGAAUUAUUUUGAAGUUGUUAAUCUUAAUAAUAACUUUAACAAUCUCGAAUUUAAUCAGGUCAAUCCUAUAAAUCAUUCAAUCAAUUCCACCACAUCCACAAGUUUCAAAUUAAGGAAGAUUCUUGUUCAUUCCAUUAAAUUGGAUUAUAUGAAGCGAUUUCCAAAUUUCAAAACAUUUUCAAUUGACAACUCCAUCAUUCCAAAGUUUAAUAUGAUAAAUAUUCAUGUGGUUCUACCUAACGACAAAUUAACACUUUUACUUCUAAUUUCCCAAUAUUUAUUGAAAAGUUUAAGCCAUAGUUUAGAGCUGUUUGGUACUUUAGAAAAGAGUUUUAAAAUCAUCGAAACUUCUAUGGUAACAGAAGAUAUUAAGAUUUUAUGGCACCAUUAUUUCCAUUGGAUGCUUGUAUAA